GCACGACGUCCACCCCCCCCCCUUCAUCUCCACCCCUCUUACCCAAGAUGAACUUCACUGCUCUGCUCGCCGCCAUCGCCGCUGCCCUCGUCGGCUCCGCCAACGCCACGGCCUGCACGGCGACCCAGCAAACCGCCGCGUACAAGACGCUCGUCAGCAUCCUGUCCGAGUCGUCCUUCUCGCAGUGUUCCAAGGACUCGGGCUACUCCAUGCUCACGGCCAAGGCCCUGCCCACCAACGCGCAGUACAAGCUCAUGUGCGCGUCCACGGCCUGCAACACCAUGAUCAAGAAGAUCGUGGCGCUCAACCCGCCCGACUGCGACCUGACCGUUCCCACCAGCGGCCUCGUGCUGGACGUGUACACGUACGCCAACGGCUUCUCGACCAAGUGCGCGUCGCUCUAAGCGCGUCCUCCAGCUCGAUGGCGGCGGAGAGCGUUGUUGGCUGGGAAUAUUCUACGUCUUCCCUGUCAGGAGCUGCUUCUUGGUCGACGCCAUCAACCGAGGACUAAGUUGUGAGUUUCCACACAAACUGCCGAAGUAUGUGAAUGAAAUGAUAUGAGUUUUGUUUUCUCCG
Molecule: messenger RNA, 576 nt
Organism: Phytophthora sojae
Lineage: Eukaryota; Oomycota; Peronosporomycetes; Peronosporales; Peronosporaceae
Exons: 1
Coding region: 48-404 (118 amino acids)
Cellular component (GO): extracellular region
Source: RefSeq, a predicted model, not a curated record